Molecule: messenger RNA, 264 nt
Organism: Cooperia oncophora
Lineage: Eukaryota; Metazoa; Nematoda; Chromadorea; Rhabditida; Trichostrongylidae
Source: the annotation of a GenBank genome assembly
AUGGAGCUCACACCGAUUGACCCCAUUUUCAAGGUAUACCACGACUGCGACGACGGCAUCAAGCCUGGCUCAAGAAAAGUCAAAUUUGCUCUACCGAAGUCCUACAUUACUAAUGGAAUGACACCCAAGAAAACAUUUGACAUGGGAAUACUGAACCUGGAAACAAUUUUUGCCAAGGAAGAACGAGAGAUGAUUGUAACAAGAAGGAGGAGAGGACGGGUUUAUGAUGAGGACGAUAGAAGCAGCAGCGAUGAAUCCAUAUAA